UUCAAUCGUUCAUUUGACUGGUAGUUUUUAUAGAAACUCACUUCCCUCCAUACUCCUUGCUCUAUUCCCCCUUUUUCUCUCGCCACAAUCCCUAAAUCAAUUUAUAUCGUCUAUGGAUCAUGGAAGCCUCCGCAGAUCCCUCAUCGGAAAUCUCUAUCGACGAUGCCGAUUCUUCCACCGUUUCACCGAUCUCCGAUCAUGAUCUCUUCGCGCAACUCGAAUCUCUCCGUCACGAUUAUCAUGCUCUCCGAUCCAAAUCUUCAUCCAUGGAGGAGAGUCUGCGUCUUCUCCAGCAACAGAGAGACGAAGCAAUUGCUCAAACCGCUGCUUUAACGGAGAAAGUUCACGAGUCGUCAGUCGAGCGAGACUUUCUUCGCCGUCAAGUGGAGGAAUUCGAAGUUAUUUUAAGAGAAAACGAAGAAGGUUUUGCGAAAAAGAUCGAUGAGGAGUCUAAAGCAAAGGUUGAACUCGAGGAAAAGCUUGAAUUUUACAGAGGGAAAGUCGAAGAGUUGGAAUCGGAAACUAAAGUCAGAAAUGAGUUGUUCGAGAAAAGCUUGGAUUCGAUCUGUUCAGUGAAGGAAAGUUUGGUUGAAAUCAUCGAAAUUUUGAAUGAUGAAAAGGAAGUGACGGAGAACGUUGAUGGUAAGAGCGAGAAAAUGGAAUUAGAAGACGAAGAAUUGUGGAAUUUUGCGAGAGAAGUUGGCACGGUUUUGAAACUUGCGAGAGAAGCUAACUCGAAAGCGUAUGAGUUCAAGGAAGCAAGAAAGAAGGAGAAGAGGGAACUGGAGGGCAGUGUUGUGAGUUUAACGGAGGAGAAUCGCGAUAUCAAUAGUUUGUUGAGGAUAGCUUUGGUGGAGAAAGAGGCAGUGGAGAAGAAUUUGAAUAAGCUAAAGGGGAACACUGAGCAAAAGAGAGUGGCACUGUUACAUAUUGCAGAGCGGGGGUUGCAAAGAGUCGGGUUCGGGUUUAUGAUGGGAAGUGGAAGCAAUGAGCAAGCGACGGAGAGUUCAGGGGCCUUUACUACUAGUAUAGGUAGUAAAUCGGAUGGCAGCGAAUGUGAAGAGGAGGUUGUUAGCCUGGCCUCUACGGUGGAGAAGAUAAUGAAGAAUUUAAGACUUGAAAUUUCUCAAUUACGAAGAUCUUUGGAGGAAUCUAGGUCUGACACCGAGCGACUACAGAGUCUUACAGAGAAACAAGCUCAAAAGCUUGAAGAAAACACACUGUACAUUAAAGAAUUGGAAAACAGAGAGAUGGUUUUAGCUCAAAAUGUCGAUGAACUCUUGAUGGAAAUAAAAGAAACUGAAGCAGAAGUUGCUAGAUGGAGAGAAGCUUGUGAAUUGGAAGUAGAAGCUGGAAAAAAAGAGGUUGAAGAACGUGAGAAACUGGUUGUUAUUUUGAAGCAAGAAUUGGACAAAACAAAAACAGCUUUAGAAAUAUCCAAUGGCAAGUUAAAGUUGAAAGAAGAACUCGCAGCUGCAGCUAUAGCUGCACAGGCAGCCGCAGAGCGAUCUGUGCAGCUAGCCGACAGCAGAGCUGUCGGACUACGUGACCGGAUUGAGGAGUUAACGAAACAAUUAGAAGAAGCAGAGGGCAAAGAGAGGAGUCGACGUAAGGUGAGGCACAUUUGUUGGCCUUGGGAAAUCCUGAAAAUGAAUAUUACAAAUACUAGAGCUCAGAAUGGUAAACGCAUGCUACCAGAAAUGCAGGCCUUUCUUCAUCAUAACAGGUAACUUAUAGAUUUGCCAAAUAAACCAUACUCUUAUUUUGUCUUAAAGUUGCUUUUUUUUCUCAUGUAAAUCAUAAUUUAAUUAUAAGUUUUUUUUUUUUCA
Molecule: messenger RNA, 1829 nt
Organism: Gossypium raimondii (Peruvian cotton)
Lineage: Eukaryota; Viridiplantae; Streptophyta; Magnoliopsida; Malvales; Malvaceae
Exons: 5
Coding region: 120-1730 (536 amino acids)
Source: RefSeq, a predicted model, not a curated record